This is a messenger RNA of Oryza brachyantha (malo sina), 3002 nucleotides long. RefSeq names its product pentatricopeptide repeat-containing protein At5g46580, chloroplastic. Gene Ontology annotation, molecular function: protein binding. The record is from RefSeq and is a predicted model, not a curated record. The transcript has 7 exons. Bases 148 to 2823 code for a protein of 891 amino acids. Lineage: Eukaryota; Viridiplantae; Streptophyta; Magnoliopsida; Poales; Poaceae.
GCGUUUUUAUUUUAUUUUGGGAGAUAUUUUUGUUAAAAAAAAAAGAUAUCGAUAGAGUAGAGAGAAGGGUGAAGGAAGGAAGGAAGAGCAAGGAGGGCGCGAAAGGCAACCCAAUCCCCAAUCCAAAUCCAUCCAUCCAACCUAUCAAUGCCACCCAUGGCCGCCGCCGCGCCGGCCUUCCUCUUCCUCUCCCCUCCCGGCAAGCUGCCCGGCAAGCCCAAGCCCAGUCCCAAUCGGAAGCAGCCGUGCGCUUCGUCUUCGUCUUCGUCUUCGUCUUCGUCGUCGCCCUCGCUCGCCGAGCAGCUGGAGCCCCUGUCCCGGACGCUCCUCCACGGCAAGCCCACGCCCACCGAGCACGCGCCGGGCCCCACCUGGGUCAACCCCUCCAAGCCCAAGCCCAGCGUCCUCUCCCUCCGCCGCCACCGCCGCCGCUCCCCUUCCUCCCACCCCUCCUCCGCCCCGCUCCAGCCGCUCCUCCGCGACCUCCGCGCCCUCCCCGACGCCGCCGACCUCGCCCCCACCCUCCACGCAUUCUUCCCGCCCUCCUCCCCGCCCUCCGCCUCCGACGCCCUCCUCCUCCUCAACUACCUCCACCCCUCCUGGCGUAAGUCCCUCUCUCUCCUCGCCUGGCUUCGUGCCCUCCCCGCCUUCCCCCUCGACACCAUCCUCUUCAAUGUCACCCUCAAGUCCCUCCGCGCCGCCCGCCAGUGGCCCCACGCCGAGGGCCUCGCCCUCGACAUGCUCGCCUCCGCCGUCCCUCUCGACAACAUCACCUACUCCACCCUCAUUACCACCGCCCGCCGAUGCCGCCAGUUCGACAAGGCCCUCCACUGGUUCGAGCGCAUGUACACCUCCGAUGGCGUCCUCCCCGACGAGGUCACCUACUCCGCCAUCCUCGACGUCUACGCGCAGCUCCGCAUGAAGGAGGAGGUCCUCGCGCUCUUUGACCGCGCGCGCGGCAGCGGCUGGAAGCCCGACCACGUCGCCUUCGCGGUCCUCGCCAAGAUGUUCGGCGAGGCCGGCGACUACGACGGCAUCCAGUUCGUCUUCAGGGAGAUGCGCGAGGUCGGCAUCAAGCCCAACAUCUUCGUCUACAACGCGCUGCUGGAGGCACUGGGCAAGACCGGCAAGCCCGGCCUCGCGCGCAACCUGUUCGACGAAAUGACAUCCGAGGGCGUCGAGCCCAACGCGCGCACGCUCACGGCGCUGGCCAAGAUCUACGGGAGGGCGCGCUGGGGCCGCGACGCGCUGCAGCUCUGGGAGCAGAUGCGACAGAAGAAGCUGCCCGCCGAUAACAUCCUCUGCAACACGCUGCUCAGCAUGUGCGCCGACGUGGGGCUAGUUGGCGAGGCCGAGCAGCUCUUCAGCGAUAUGAAGGAUCCAGACCAGGGCGACGUGCCGAAGCCGGACAAGUGGAGCUACACGGCCAUGAUCAACAUCUACGGGAGCAGCGGUGACGCUGACCGUGCACUCCAGCUGUUUGCAGAAAUGGUGGAGUGCGGAAUUGAGCCCAACAUCAUGAGCUACACCAUUGUGAUCCAGUGCCUGGGCAAGGCAGGGAGGAUACGAGACGCAGUUGAGGUUCUAGAGACCGGGAUGUCCAACGGUCUCGAGCCCGACGACCGGCUCUGCGGGUGCCUGCUCUCUGUGGUCGCGUUGAGCAGUGGGGAGGAGACGGAGAUGGUGCUCGCUUGCCUGGAGAAGGUGAGGAGUGAUCUGGUGAAGCUCAUCAGAAUGCUUGGGGAUGCCGGGGUGGGAGCCGACGACCUGACAGUGAAGCUGAAGGGCAUACUGAAUGCCGUGGCCCCUGAGGUGCGGCGACCAUACUGCAAUUGCCUGAUCGACAUAUGCCACAACCAUGGGUACCCUUCCGAGAGGGCAGUGGAGCUCUUCCGCCUCGCCCGGCUCUAUGGCUUGUACUCCAAGAUCCACACGAAGAAGGAGGAAGAGUGGUCAUUGGACCUGCGGUCACUGUCCGUGGGCGCGGCCAAGACGGCGUUCGAUGAGUGGAUGAAGACCAUCUCGGAGCACAAGGAGGGUCUGCCACAGACUUUCAGUGUGUACACCGGCUCCAGCACCCACAAAUUCGCGCAGGGGCUGGCCGCUGCCUUCGCCGCCCAUCUUGAGCAGCUGGAGGCGCCGUUCCAUGCCAGCGAGUCCCAGCUGGGCAGCUUCAUCAGCAGCAGGGAUGAUCUGGUCUCCUGGUUGCAGACGAGCAUCUCAUCACCUGCUGUUGCAGAUUGGGAAUUUGGGAGUAGGGAUGACUGGAAGGAUCUUACGUGUCUUCUCCUCUCUCUCUCUCUCUCUCUCUCUCUCUCUAGUUCUUCCUUCCGAUCGACCAAACAACAUCCGCCGGAGAUCGCCGAUCGACAAGACAAGAUGAUACUCGCCGUCCUCUUCUCCAACUCCGACGGCAACAUCCUCAUCGAGCGCUUCCAUGGGGUUCCCGCGGAGGAAAGGCUGCACUGGCGUUCUUUCCUCGUCAAGCUUGGCGCCGAGAAUCUCAAGGGGGCCAAGAACGAGGAGCUGCUCGUUGCCUCUCACAAGUCAGUCUCUAUUGUUUAUACCAUGAUUGGGGAUGUCUGCCUGUACAUUGUUGGCAAGGAUGAAUAUGAUGAGCUUGCUUUGGCUGAGGUGAUAUUUGCAAUCACAUCGGCGGUGAAAGAUGUGUGUGGAAAACCUCCUACCGAGCGGCUUUUCCUUGACAAAUACGGGAGGAUCUGCUUAUGCCUUGAUGAGAUUGUUUGGAAGGGUCUGCUGGAGAACACGGAGAAAGACAGAGUGAGGAGGUUGAUCAGGCUAAAGCCGCCCGUGGAGCCAUGAUUUUGAUCACUUUUUGAUGUGUGUAUCCUUCUCGUCGUGUAACCAGAUUCAGAUCUCUCGCGGUUUAGUGUUGGCAGUCGGUUUUUCUCCGUGGGUUGGAGAAUUCUGUACGUGGAUUUGUGGAUGACUAAAUACAUUGUGCCACUGUUUUGUAUUACUCCAUCUUUUGCAUAUUGCAA